This is a messenger RNA of Acanthosepion pharaonis, 489 nucleotides long. The record is from the annotation of a GenBank genome assembly. Lineage: Eukaryota; Metazoa; Mollusca; Cephalopoda; Sepiida; Sepiidae.
AUGUUUAUUUUUGUGUUUGUUUUCUCAUCAUUUCUUACUCCUCCUCCUUUUAAUCCCGAUUUUCUUUUUCUUUCCUCCUCUCUUUUUCUCUUAAUCUCAAUGUUCUUGCUUUUCUUCUCCCUUCAUUUCUUACUUCUCAUUUUACUCCAGAUUAUUUUUUUCAACUCCUCUUCUCUUUUGCUCUUGAUAUUCCUCCACUCUUUUUCUCUUGAUAUCUAUUUUCUUGGUUUUCUUCUCCCUUCAUUUCUUAAUCCUCCUCCUCCUUUUCACUCUUUUCUACUUCUUCUCUCUUUUUUUCUUGAUAUCUAUUUUCUUAGCUUUUUUCGCAUCAUUUCUUUCUUCUCCUCCUCCUUCUCUUCCAGAUUCUCCCAGUUCCAAGAAGAAAAAGAAAAGAAAAACAUAUCUAUUUUCUUAGAAAUUCACCCUUUGUUUCUUACUCCUCCUCCUUUUAAUCCUUUUCUCUCUCUCUCUCCCUUGCGUGUUUUCUAA